Molecule: messenger RNA, 3106 nt
Organism: Nerophis ophidion (straightnose pipefish)
Lineage: Eukaryota; Metazoa; Chordata; Actinopteri; Syngnathiformes; Syngnathidae
Product: zinc finger protein 544-like
Exons: 2
Coding region: 283-1389 (368 amino acids)
Biological process (GO): regulation of transcription by RNA polymerase II
Molecular function (GO): RNA polymerase II cis-regulatory region sequence-specific DNA binding; DNA-binding transcription factor activity, RNA polymerase II-specific
Source: RefSeq, a predicted model, not a curated record
AGUCCUCCUUUUCUCCACACACGCUUCUAAGCCUCGGCACAUCUCCUCACAUCGCUACUAACUACACUUUAUUCAUCCUCCGUGUCAGGAUAAACUCCACUCCUCUCAGCCAAAUUUGGAGAUUAUUAGGCCUGCUUAGCUUGAUAGUUGUUUGAGCGCGCCAAUUAGCUUAGCAUGCUAGUUAACUUAGCUUGUUAGCCGCUAACAAAGAGACGCGGAUUUGAUCAACACAUCGCUUAGUUAAGAUCAAGUGUGAGUGUAAAGUGUUGUGAUUGUGUGAAAAUGUGCGAAAGAACGAUAGAAAAGUAUGAGGAGGAACUUUGUUGUGUGAAAAUGUGCGAAAGAACGAUAGCAGAGUACAAAGAGGAACUUUCUCGAACAAAAGAAGAGAACGAGAGACUACGUCAACUAUUGGAGGCUGUUUUCAAGAAAGCUCAAGUUGUGUUACACAGAACAGACGUCUGUGAAAAAUAUCGGCCACCUGAGCAGCAGGAAGGGUCCUCCAGUAUGAAGCAGAAGAAGUCACAGUACCUCCACGUGAAAGAAGAGGAGCCAAAGCCCCCCUACUUUAAAGUGGAGGAAAAACAGCGGCUGUCCCCCCACUUCAUAAAGGAAGAGAAGAGACACCUCGUCAGUGUGAAGAGUGAAGAUGAUGAGGUCAAAGGUGAGUGUGUGGAGAAGAGAGAGGCGGAGCCUCCAAGCAGCAGUUUAGCAGAAGCUGAUGGAGACCACUGUGGAGGAUCACAAGCAGACAAGCUCUUAGCUCCACUAUCAGAUAGUGAGGACACAACGUCACACUCUCCUGACACUGAUGAUGAAGACUCUAAAGAUGAUAAGACAUGUCACACUGACAACACUCACUUCACAUCUUCUCUCUGUCACAAAACUUUUAAAGACCAUUGUCAUCUAAAAACACACAUGAGAACACACACCGGAGAAAAACCUUUUAUCUGUUCACUCUGUGGUAAAUGUUUUGCACGAAGUUCAAGUUUGGUAAAACACAUGAAAACACACACUGGUGAAAAACCUUUCUCUUGUUCAAUCUGUGGUAAAGGUUUUAGAGAAAGUCAACAUUUGAAAAGACACAUGAAAACACACACUGGUGAAAAACCUUUUUCCUGUUCAACCUGUGGUAAAAAUUAUACUCAAAGCCAUAAUUUGAAAACACACAUGAGAAUACACACUGGAGAAAAACCUUUUUCAUGUUCAAUCUGUGGUAAAAAUUUUACUCGAAGGCAAAAUUUUAAAACACACAUGACAAUACACACUGGAGAAAAACCUUUUUCAUGUUCAAUUUUUUGUCAAAAAUUUUACUCAAAGGCAAUCUUUGAAAAUACAUAUGAGAUUACACAAUGGAGAAAAAAAUGUUUCCUGCUCAGACUGUGGUAAAAGUAUUGUAAUAAAUCAAAGUUAAAAAUUACAUAUGAGAACACACACUGGAGAAAAACCUCUUUCAUGUUCAAUCCGCGGUAAAGAUUUUACUCAAAGGCAAAAUUUCAAAACACACAUGACAAUACACACUGGAGAAAAACUUUUUCCUGCUCAUAACGUGGUAAAAAUUUUACUCGAAGGCAAAAUUUUAAAACACACAUGACAAUACACACUGGAGAAAAACCUUUUUCAUGUUCAAUUUGUGUUUAAAAUUUUACUUAAAGGCAAUGUUUUUAAAGUACAUGUGAGAUUACACAAUGGAGAAAAAAAAUUCUGCUCAGAAUGUGGUAAAAGUAUUGUAAUAAAUCAAAGUUUAAAAGUACAUAUGAGAACACACACUGGAGUAAAACCUUUUUCAUGUUCAAUCUGUGGUAAAAAAUUUACUCGAAGGCAAAAUUUUAAAACACACAUGACAAUACACACUGGAGAAAAAACCUUUUUCAUGUUCAAUUUGUGUUAAAAUUUUACUCAAAGGCAAUUUUUGAAAGUACAUAUGAGAUUACCACUGGAGAAAAUAAAAUUUCCUGCUCAGAAUGUGGUAAAAGUUUUGUAAUAAAUCAAAGUUUAAAAGUACAUAUGAGAACACACACUGGAGAAAAACCUUUUUCAUGUUCAAUCUGCGGUAAAGAUUUUACCCAAAAGAAGCAUUUCAAAGCACACAUGAGAAUACACACUGGAGGAAAACCUUUUUCAUGUUCAAUCUGUGGUAAAAAAUCUAUUCGAAGGCAAAAUUUAAAAACACACAUGACAAUACACACUGGAGAAAAACCUUGUUCCUUCUCAUAAUGUGGUAAAAGUUUUGUCAUAAGACAAAGUUUAAAAGUAAAAAUGAGAACACACUCUGGUGAAAAACCUUUCAUAUGUUCAGUAUGUUGUAAAAGUUAUAUAGAAAGACGACAAUUAAAAUUACACAUGAUAUAGCACUCUGGUGAAAAACCAUACUCCUGUUCAAGCUGCGAUAAAAGCUUUGGUCACCUAAACACUCUUACAGUGCAUAUGAGAACACACCCAUGUGAGAAAGUGUUGAGUUGCAGUGUGUGUGGUGAAAGAUUGUCUUCUAAGUACCAGUGUAAGAAACACAAGUGUGCUGGUGAGAACAGCAGCAGCAAAUGAAACUGCAGGAUUUGAAAUAAACUGUCCAGACUUUCAUUUUGACUUUCUAACAACAUCAGCACAUAUAACAUGUGUGACAUUGUUGUUUGUCUAACAAUCUGUUUAAUAUGAUUCUAACAUUUAUAGAUUAGAGCAGGGGUGUGCAUUAUGUCGAUCGCGAUCGACUGGUCGAUCUCGGAGGGUGUGUCAGUCGAUCUCAAGCCAGGCAUUAAAAAAUGUACAUAAAAAUGAGCAAUCAUCAAUCAUACCAAGACUUCACUUUCGUCAGUUGUUUGACAUUCUCGGCACCCGAGGAUCUUGUGAGAUGACGCUGGCUGCUGCGAGCUCAUAUUCAAGAAAAAAAUCACUAACAGGGCGGACGCAGAGAAACACAUUUUAUUUCUAGAGACUCCGUACCUACUGUCAAAACUCUAAAGACCGACAGCACAGUUCCUGUCUUCACCAUAAAAGACCUGUUUCAUCCUGCCUGAGCUAACAAAAUAAGAGUCUCAGAAAGCUAGCGUGCACAAGCUAGCAAGCUACGGAGUUUGAUGCCAAUGUAUUUCUCCCCCGCCCUCAGCGA